Molecule: messenger RNA, 582 nt
Organism: Diabrotica balteata
Lineage: Eukaryota; Metazoa; Arthropoda; Insecta; Coleoptera; Chrysomelidae
Source: the annotation of a GenBank genome assembly
AUGGAAAUCAAUAGUGAAAGUAACGCCGAAAUGAUUCCACAUGAAAUUAGUGAAGCUGCUAAAACGGCUACUUAUGAAUUAUUGCCGCUUAAGUCAAGAGAGAGUUUAAUUCUACAUGAACUUUUACCAUUAUUACGAAUUUACGUAGUCUUUCAUGAAUAUCCAAAACAUCAUCAACAACCAGCACCACAGCUCCCUAAAAAAAUUCACAAACAAAUGAGUUUGGAAGAAAUUAAACAUACCUUUCACGUCGACCAUCAUGACCUUGUUCCAGAAUACGAAGUGGUUCCCGUUCAACAUAACGUUAGGGGUAUACCAGACGAUGUGGAAAAUGCUAUUGAAGAUGAUGAAUUAGAUUCUGCAACGAACAAGUCAAAGAUAAAAGAAACUAAUAAUGAUGGUACAACAAAUCUAAAGCUGAAAGCAUUCGGAAAACCGUUUAAUUUGAGUCUUAUUCCUACUCGAGGUCUAUUUAAGAAAGGAAAGUUAAAAUUGUGGACUAUUGAACCUAACGCCACUGCUCAACAUGGUGUGGAGUAUGUGGAAAUUCCAGAGAGUAUGCUGAUAGAUGUGAUCGAAUAG